UCGCUUAGCUUUUACAUCUUCCGCUUCUUCCCAUCUCCAGCGUCACGUAUUUACUGGUCACUGCUACAACAGUUGUCCUUUGCCCUUCCGCGCCCAACCCUGCUGGUUUACGUCAGUAGCCAGUGGCGCUGGUUUAUGAUCGGCCGUCUCUUCAGUGUCGUGUCUCAGAGGGCGCCGAGCUUGUUGCACAGAGUGUCAUUGAUGAUGAAGCCGCAGGUUGUGUUCGUGCUGGGAGGGCCUGGUGCCGGCAAAGGGACUCAGUGCUCCAAUAUCGUGGAGAAUUACAGCUACACCCACUUGUCUGCUGGGGACCUGCUGAGAGCAGAGCGGGCCAGAGAGGGCUCAGAGUUUGGACAGCUCAUUGCCAGCUACAUCAAGGAGGGCAAAAUUGUCCCAGUGGAAAUUACUAUCAACCUCCUCAGGAAGGCGAUGGAAGAGACUAUGCAAAAGGAUGAGAAAAAGUUUCGGUUCCUCAUCGACGGCUUUCCCCGCAACGAGGACAACCUCCAGGGUUGGAACAACGUCAUGAAGGACAAAGCCGACGUUAAAUUUGUGCUCUUUUUCGACUGCAGCACCGAGGUCUGCAUUCAAAGGUGUCUAGAACGGGGGAAGAGCAGUGGACGCACAGACGACAACAGAGAAAGUCUGGAGAAAAGAAUCCAAACCUACCAACAGUCUACGCGACCAAUCAUUGAGCUGUAUGAAAAACUUGGGAAGGUGUGCAGAGUAGAUGCCUCUCGUUCGGUGGAGGUGGUGUUUGCAGAUGUGAAGGCCAUCUUGGACAAAGAAGACUAAAUCUGCCAACACCCUCCACCUUUCCCUGUUUGUCUUUCCUUUUUAUGAAUUGCAAGUAUGUUACGACCUAAUGUCCAUGAGAUGUUUAAUUUUAUUUCUUUUUCCAUGUCUUUUAUAUUUGCUGCACUCGUAUGGAGUGGGUUUGUCAUGUAUGUCAUGUAUGUAAUUGUUAGACGUUAGCUAAUUUACACAGCCAUCUAGAUCGGGUUCAGUGAAGAUUGCAGCCUCAUUUGAAACUGCAUAGGAAACACAUCUUAAAGUCACAGCAACGUAUUUCUGUCUGGAAGGUUUCUCAUUGUAAUCGAUUGUGGCGCUUUAGACCAAAAGUUUGGACUUGUUGCAGUAGUUGUCGCUAUAAAAACGGAUCUACCGAGUGUGUUUCUGUAUGACAAAUCAAAGAAACUAGUUGGAAAUUUCUAAACAAAAUUUCAGCAUUUGACAUGCAAUGUCAAAAUCUGUACUGUAUCUUCUUAGGAGGAAAAAUAAAAAACAAAGUCAACAUCUU
This is a messenger RNA of Cynoglossus semilaevis (tongue sole), 1300 nucleotides long. It is a transcript of the gene cmpk1, whose product is annotated as cytidylate kinase. The record is from RefSeq and is a predicted model, not a curated record. The coding region runs from base 136 to 795 and encodes 219 amino acids. Gene Ontology annotation, biological process: pyrimidine nucleotide biosynthetic process; 'de novo' pyrimidine nucleobase biosynthetic process. The transcript has 6 exons. NCBI's taxonomy places the organism in Eukaryota, Metazoa, Chordata, Actinopteri, Pleuronectiformes, Cynoglossidae. Gene Ontology annotation, molecular function: ATP binding.